Molecule: messenger RNA, 886 nt
Organism: Pelagomonas calceolata
Lineage: Eukaryota; Pelagophyceae; Pelagomonadales; Pelagomonadaceae
Source: the annotation of a GenBank genome assembly
AUCUGCACCUCAAAAGGCUGCCCGCUUACUCUUGAAACAUCAGGCAGGGGGACGCCGUACUCCACGGGGAGAUCGUCGCCGCGGAGAGUGGAGCGACGAGGCGUUCGCCCGGUCGCGGCACCCACACGAUGCAGCCCCAGGUUCCGCCGGGCUUCUCUCCAGAACUUGAGGGAGAAGGAGAGUCCAAUGCUGCCCAUGUCGUCGAGGGAACCGUCGUCGAGGGAACAGUCGUUCAGCCGCCCUCCCAGCCCGUAACAGUCAUGUCGGACAAGGCCGCAAAGCUGAAGGAGUUAAAGGAGCUGCUCGACUCCGGCGUGCUGACGCAAGCAGAGUUCGACGCGGAGAAGGCGAAAGUCCUGGCUGGCAGCGCCCCUGUCGCUCCCGCUGCCCCUCAAGCUAUGGUUCGCGGUCAGGCACAGGUGCAAGUGUCACCCGGCGCCAUUCCGUGCCCCACCAAUCCCGCGGCGACAGGCCCCUACACCGAGAAGUGGCACGGUCCGAAUACCCAAAUGGCGAGGACACUUAUGUUUUUCGGAGGGUGCUGGCUCUGCUGCUGUUUGAUCGCAGCCGGACCCGGUCUCGAUGACCGCCAGGUAUGGACCGGCCCCGCCGGAGAGAAGUACUUGUACCCGACGGGUGAGCUGCUUCCGGCGGGUGGUGGUGUCCAUCAUGGGCAUCCUAUCACCAUUGGCCAAGGUCAAAAUUUUAUUGUCGUCGAGCACCGUGGACGGCGUGGAGGUAGACGUGGCCGCCGGUAAAUAACCGUCGACCUCGACGACGCGCCACGAGCCCGCUCGAGCUACCAAGGGUGGAGCUACCACAGAGCUGGGUUUUGGGGGCGCUAGCGCCUUGGGGAUCGAGCUAAAAACACCCGUCGGUAGGCCCG